This is a messenger RNA of Racocetra persica, 152 nucleotides long. Lineage: Eukaryota; Fungi; Glomeromycota; Glomeromycetes; Diversisporales; Gigasporaceae. The record is from the annotation of a GenBank genome assembly.
ACAAAGAUUACUUGGCCAAUUAUUAUAAUAAAGAAAAUGACUCUUUUGAUAUAUUUGUGAAAGCUAUUGAUCAAGGUCCGAUUUCUCAGAAUGCUUACCGAAAUUUAGCCGCACUCCAACCAGAAUUACCAUGGGAUCACAAUAUUUCAGAU